Messenger RNA from Vombatus ursinus (common wombat), 3575 nucleotides. RefSeq names its product membrane palmitoylated protein 3 (gene MPP3). The transcript is spliced from 19 exons. Bases 138 to 1886 code for a protein of 582 amino acids. Gene Ontology annotation, molecular function: protein binding. Gene Ontology annotation, cellular component: plasma membrane; cell-cell junction. The record is from RefSeq and is a predicted model, not a curated record. NCBI's taxonomy places the organism in Eukaryota, Metazoa, Chordata, Mammalia, Diprotodontia, Vombatidae.
GAGAGCGGCCCCAGCUUUUGGACAGCAGCCCCAAGCGCCUGGACCCCGGAUCCUGUUGGCAGAUCUCAAAACCGGGGGUUAGGCAGUAGAAGAAGAAUCCUCCCUUCCACCAGAAAGUUUCCUUUGGGAGAACAAGCAUGCCAGUGCUGUCUGAAGAUUCAGGGUUGCAUGAAACCCUGGCCCUAUUGACCUCUCAGCUCAGACCAGACUCUAACCAUAAAGAAGAGAUGGGGUUCUUGAGAGAUGUCUUCAGUGAGAAAAGCCUUAGUUACUUAAUGAAGAUUCAUGAGAAACUGCGCUAUUAUGAGAGACAGAGCCCAACUCCAGUUCUGCACAGUGCUACAGCCCUUGCAGAAGAUGUUAUAGAAGAGCUACAAGCUGCAUCAGUCCACAGUGAUGAGAGGGAGCUGCUCCAGCUGCUGUCCACUCCCCAUCUCAGGGCUGUGCUCAUGGUACAUGAUACUGUUGCUCAGAAGAAUUUUGACCCUGUUCUUCCCCCUCUGCCUGAGAAUAUUGAGGAGGAUUUUAAUGAGGAGUCAGUGAAAAUUGUCCGUCUUGUGAAAAACAAAGAACCUCUGGGUGCAACCAUCAGGAGGGAUGAACACUCAGGGGCAGUCAUUGUGGCCAGGAUCAUGAGAGGGGGUGCAGCUGACCGGAGUGGUUUGGUGCAUGUUGGAGAUGAGCUGAGGGAAGUCAAUGGGAUUGUGGUCCUGCAUAAGCGGCCGGAUGAAAUCAGUCAAAUUCUGGCCCAGUCCCAAGGAUCCAUCACUUUAAAAAUCAUCCCGGCUGUCAAAGAAGAAGAUCGAUUAAAAGACAGCAAGGUAUUCAUGAGGGCUCUCUUCCAGUACAACCCCAGGGAGGACAAAGCCAUCCCCUGUCAGGAGGCAGGGUUGCCUUUUCAGAGGAGGCACAUCCUUGAAGUGGUGAGCCAAGAUGACCCCAUAUGGUGGCAAGCGAAGCGUGUGGGGGACACCAACCUCCGAGCCGGCCUCAUUCCCUCCAAGCAGUUCCAAGAAAGGCGUUUGACCUACAGGAGAGCCAUGGGUACUUUGCAGAGCCCCAGGAGCAUCAAGAAACCAUUGUAUGAUCAGUCUUGUGAUAAAGAGAACUGUGACUGUGAGGGUUACUUCAAUGGACAUUACAUCGCUGGGCUCCGGAGGAGCUUCAGGUUGAGCCGAAAAGAGAGACCUAACAGCCAAAAUGAAGGCAAAGUGCCAGAGCCUCCUGAGCUCCUGACAUACGAAGAAGUGACCAAGUACCAGCAUCAGCCUGGGGAAAGACAUCGACUGGUUGUCCUAAUUGGUUCUGUGGGAGCCAGGCUGAAUGAGCUAAAACAGAAGGUGGUGGCUGAGAAUCCCCAGCAAUAUGGCGUUGCUGUCCCACAUACAACCAGGAGCCGGAAGAGUCAUGAAAGGGAGGGAGUUGAAUAUAAUUUUGUUUCUAAACAAGCAUUUGAGGCUGAUUUGCACCACAACAAAUUCCUGGAGCAUGGAGAGUACAAAGAAAAUCUCUAUGGUACCAGCCUGGAGGCGAUUCAGUCUGUUAUGGCCCAAAACAAAGUUUGUUUGGUGGAUGUGGAACCAGAAGCAUUGAAACAGUUGAGGACCCCAGAGUUCAAACCCUACAUUAUAUUUGUAAAGCCUUGCAUCCAAGAAGGGAAGAGGAACUCACCUAUGUCACCAACUUCUGAGGAUGCUUCAGGUCCACUCAGUGAGGAGCAACAGGAGAUGCUCUCCUCAGCAUCCUUCAUAGACCAGCAUUAUGGCCACUUGGUGGACGCAGUCUUGGUGAAUGAAGAUCUCCAGAGUACAUACAAUGAACUCAAAGGGAUCUUAGAGAAGCUGAGCAAAGACUCUCACUGGGUCCCAGUCAGCUGGGUCAGGUAAUUCCAUUUUGCGCCCAUGUCUGCCAUCAUCAACGCCUUGUACAGAAGAAAUUUCUGUUUUUUUAAUUUUUUUUAAUUCAAACCUGGCCCCUUUUGGAUCAGGGUAAUCGCUGGAGAUGAAGGUGUUCUGAGAACAACACGUUUUGGUCGUAAAAAUAUCAAAGACAAAAGUUGACACUGAUGCCUUGUACCAAAGUUCGAUAGCUGUCUGAGUUCAAGUUUCAGAGACCUAAUUAAGUUGGAGACCUUAAUUAAACUAAUUAAGUUUGCCAAGAGAUCUUUAAGCCUUGGAAAUAGGGUCACUCUUCAUUUAUUCAACACUAUCAGAAAAGGAGGUGUUUCUCAUGAGUGGAUUUUCCACAUAAUUAGGGAGGCAUCCCUCCUGCCCUUUCAACAAGAAAACUUUAUCAGAACCUGAAUGGAUAUCUUAAUAAAAGGUAUUACACAUUUCCCUAGCCUUCUAAACCAUAUAGAGAAAUAGCAUGGCAUAGUUACUGUAUAGAGAGUUAGCCUUCAAGGGAGAAAGAUCUGGGUUGAUGUCUUGUUUCUGAUCCACGGGCAUGUCACUUAACCUCCAAAUUCUUGAGGUAAGGAUUUUCUAAAACUUUAAAUUGCAGAAAAGUUACAGACCUGCAUCGGAAGAGGGAAGUCCCUUCACCUGAGAAUUCUCUUUACCAAUGAAAUGUCAAGGCUAGGAAGAGUCUGCAGUAAACAAUGCCUGACAAUGAGGGUGGUUUAUGCUCACUUCUCUUCUCAUGGGCUUAGUAGAUGAGUAGGGUUCUUUGCCCCAUCCUAAGUGGUCUCGGUCAGUCAUGAUUUUUGAAAUUAUAAUUUUUGUCUCCUCUCUCACCCUCCAAAGUUGGCAGUCAUGUCGAAAGUACAGAUAUGAGUCAGAAUGACUCCAAUGGAGUCAUCAUGGUCCAGUGGAAUACUUGUUGGAUUUAAGACAGAAGGACCUGGAUUCAGAUUCUGCUUCUGUCACUGCAUUGGACAAGUCACUCUGGGCCUUUAAGCUGGGGGUGAAGCUAGAUGAUUUCCAAUGUCUCUUCUGACUCUGAAUAUAUAACCCUAUAUAAAACACGUGAGCUAAUCUUGAGUGAAUGGACUUUGUGAACUUUCUUUUGACUUCUCAGAAGCAUUUCCCCCAUACUUCUGAGUUCUUGGCUAUAAAUCCAUAAAACUGUGGCUGCCAAAAGAUAAAUGAGGUAUUGCUGGACUCUUCUCAGCAAUACUAAGACCGAAUAAAGGGCUGGAAACCAACACAGAAGCAUACAUUUUUGACCCUUAUACCCAUGAGAACCCAAGUGGGCUUCAGCUGGCCAGUAAAAGUAAAAUGAACCAGAGAGGAAAAGGUAAUUAAUAAUUCUAAUUUAGCCCCAUUAAGUUUCUUCUCCAAGUAGAGGUACUUCCUUAUUACCUGGGCUGUGCUCUUCUCUGCACAAGCUGCUGUAUUAGGACCAAAACCUCUCAUUUCAGCCAGGCCCACCCAGCUCCAUCUUUCAUUGUGCAUGGAUAUAACAGUGGCCUAGUUUGUGUAUCUAUUGCUUUGGGUUAGGUUUUGCAAGCUGCUGUCCCAUUUGCUCUCUCUCCAAAAUGCUUAACAAGAGUACCUUAUUUCAGACAAUUUUCCAGGAAAGAAGAGAUUUCCUGAAGUUUUUAUCCAUGUGAUAAGAAGAAAAUGCUGCAUUGG